AUGAUUUUCGUAUGGCAUGCAUGCGCAGUGGCACAAACCAAUGGUGGUUAUGGGUACACUUGUAGAACACUGCAUGCAUUGGGGAUUGAACCUGGCACUAACUGUGAGGCAUAUGUUGAUGGAAUGAAGAGGAAAAGAGAUGGUGACAACACGAGAAAGAAAUUCUUGAAGGUCAAGAGGCGAAGGAAUGAAAUUCAUAGCAAGCAAAUACAUGGUAUUCUAUCAAGUAAAAAGAAGGAGGGCAAGACAUACGAGACAAAUAUCGGCCUCACAUUACCCAAAGCUAGUACCAGUAUCAGUACCACUGCAAAUGAAGAACUAUUUUGCCCUGACCUACCAGCUGAUACACUAGCUUCCUAUGAAGAGAUUGUCCCACCCUAUACCCCCAGAUCACAAUGUUCUCCCAUAGCAUUCGACGAUUAUGCUGCAGUUUUUUAA
Messenger RNA from Paramuricea clavata, 438 nucleotides. The record is from the annotation of a GenBank genome assembly. Lineage: Eukaryota; Metazoa; Cnidaria; Anthozoa; Malacalcyonacea; Plexauridae.